Phlebotomus papatasi is the source of this 1669-nucleotide messenger RNA. It is a transcript of the gene UQCR-C1, whose product is annotated as mitochondrial-processing peptidase subunit beta. Gene Ontology annotation, cellular component: mitochondrion. Gene Ontology annotation, molecular function: metalloendopeptidase activity; metal ion binding. The record is from RefSeq and is a predicted model, not a curated record. NCBI's taxonomy places the organism in Eukaryota, Metazoa, Arthropoda, Insecta, Diptera, Psychodidae. Bases 123 to 1553 code for a protein of 476 amino acids. The transcript has 5 exons.
GAUAUCGUGCGCCAUUCUCUGCCAACUUCACACGAGACCUCGCUGUCACAGAAAAAACUUCACCGAAGAAAAACUCGAGACAUUUUUUCCCAUUGGAUUUUCCGUGAAAUAGUGCCGGAAAAAUGGCAUCUCGAUUGCUUAAAUUAUCAAAUGUGAUCCGUGCUACCCAGCAAUAUCCUCAGCUCCUGCAGUUCCGGCGAGGUCGUGCCACUUCAGCAUCCAAUUUGCACGCUGCCCUGGUGAACCUCCCAGCCACAAAUGUCACGACAAUGGACAAUGGUCUGCGUGUCGCAACGGAGGAUUCCGGAGCAGCAACAGCCACCGUUGGCUUGUGGAUCGAUGCAGGAUCUCGCUACGAGAGCAACAGCAACAACGGUGUAGCUCAUUUCCUGGAGCAUAUGGCCUUCAAGGGCACCUCCAAACGCUCCCAGACGGAUCUGGAACUCGAAGUGGAGAAUCUAGGCGCUCACCUGAAUGCCUACACUUCUCGCGAGCAGACCGUCUUCUAUGCCAAAUGCCUCUCAAAGGAUGUCCCAAAAGCCGUUGAAAUUCUCGCUGACAUCAUCCAGAACUCAAAGUUGGGCGAGAGUGAGAUUGAGCGUGAACGUGGAGUGAUUCUGCGUGAAAUGCAGGAAGUCGAGAGCAAUUUGCAGGAGGUUGUGUUUGAUCAUCUGCACGCCACUGCCUUCCAGGGCACUCCACUGGGCAACACCAUCCUCGGCCCCACGAAGAACAUCAAGUCCAUUGGUCGCCAGGAUCUCCAGGACUACAUCUCGACGCACUACAAGGCUGCCAGGAUUGUCUUGGCUGGAGCUGGAGGUGUCAGGCAUGAGGAUCUCGUGGGUUUGGCCCAGAAGGAAUUGGGAAAAAUCCAGAAUACCUACGACGGCAAGAUCCCCAAGCUCGACCCAUGCAGGUUCACUGGUUCUGAGGUGCGUGUUCGUGAUGACUCGAUCCCUCUGGCUCAUGUGGCCAUCGCAGUUGAGGGCUGUGGAUGGACCGAUCAGGACAAUGUGCCCCUGAUGGUGGCCAAUACCCUGAUUGGCACAUGGGAUCGCUCUCAGGGCGGCGGAGUCAAUAAUGCCUCCAAUUUGGCUCGUGCCAGUGCCGAAAGUGGCCUCUGCCACAGUUUCCAAUCCUUCAACACUUGCUACAAGGACACUGGUCUUUGGGGCAUCUAUUUUGUGUGCGAUCCUCUCAAAUGCGAGGAUAUGCUCUUCAAUGUUCAGAGCGAAUGGAUGAGACUCUGCACAAUUGUCACGGACAGUGAAGUGGACAGAGCGAAGAAUCUUCUCAAGACAAAUAUGCUAUUGCAAUUGGAUGGCACAACACCAAUUUGCGAAGACAUUGGCAGGCAAUUGCUCUGCUACAAUCGACGAAUUCCCCUUCAUGAAUUGGAGAGACGAAUUGAUAGUGUCAAUGCACAGAAUAUUCGCGAUGUGGCCAUGAAAUACAUCUACGAUCGUUGUCCUGCGGUUGCAGCUGUUGGUCCAGUUGAAAAUCUACCAGAGUAUAAUCGCAUUCGAUCAUCAAUGUAUUGGCUCAGACUCUAAAAAGGGGAAAGGAAGGGAGGAAGUUCCUUUUUGGGGAGGAAGAGCAAGAAUUGAGUGUGUUUAGCCGAUUAAAGAAAUAAAUCUUACAUUUAAUAAAUUAUCCCCUCGUUAAUCAA